Moneuplotes crassus is the source of this 1968-nucleotide messenger RNA. NCBI's taxonomy places the organism in Eukaryota, Ciliophora, Spirotrichea, Euplotida, Euplotidae. The record is from the annotation of a GenBank genome assembly.
UUAAAAUUCAAAAUGGAAAAAAUUUCAGACGACCCGGGAAGCAAUAAUUCAGACACAGAGUAUGAAGAGGAAGAUAAGGAGCCAGAAGAUGAGAAUGACAACCUCCUGCAAGAAAUGACUGCCAUUGCACAGAGUGAGGAGUAUAUUGGAUCCUUAACAGAGCUUGAAAUCAUAUUUGUGCCCAUAAAGAGUCUUGAGAAUCUCAAAUUAUGCCAUAACUUAAUCCAUCUGACUCUCCUCAAGACACGAACCAAGACUAUUGAAGGGAUUGAGUCAUGAGGUCACAGUCUAGAAUCAAUCACAAUGGUCGGAUGAGAGUUAGAAAUUAUUGAGAAUUCCUUUGCAUAUUUGCCAAAUCUGCGAGAAAUUAACCUCUCUGAGAACAAUAUUCCAUGAAUUCAAAACCUUGAUAAUUGUCUCCAUUUGGAGAAGAUAACACUUAGUUGUAACAAAAUAGGAAAUAUUACAGGCCUCAAGAAUAAUAAAAAGCUGAAAGAGUUAUAUUUACAAGAAAAUCUCAUCACUAAAGUUGAAGGAUGAAUUAACCUCCCUAAUCUACAAGUUCUGUACCUCUCCGGCAACAAGAUCAAGAAUCUGAAUGACUUAAAAGAUAUUGAGAAUUUAAAGCAGCUUAAGAGACUUACCUUCGCUUGCGAGAAUUUCUGACCCUGCCCAGUUGCAGAAAUUCAAGGCUACAGACAAUAUGUGCUUACAGUGUGCUCUCAGAGUCCUUAUCUCGAGAUGCUGGAUUCAGAAUAUCUCUCUGAAGAGGAUAUUAGCUACUCAAAGAACGAGUUUAUAGAGUCUAUACUAGAACUCCAAAAAUCCUUAGAGGAGGUUGAAAAAUCUCAUCGACACUCAGUCCUGACUAUCGAUUCCAAGCUCCGUGAAAAUGAGCAGCAUCUAGAAGACAUCGAGGACACUCUUAUUGAAGAACUCAACAAUUUCCGUCAUGAAAUUGAAGAAGGAAAGAACAAAUUGCUUAAUGAAUUCGAGAAAUUAAAAUAAACUCAGAACGAAAUCUGAAGACACUUUCCUCAAGAGCCUUAAAGAAAUAGAAUCAAAUUAUGAAAACAUCCUAACUACCGUGUUACAGACUGAGGAGAAAAAUGAAAGAACAGUCAAAAGCCUUGAAUUUGAAAGAGAUGUCCAUGUUACACUGGCAGAUAGUUUAUACAGAACACAGGGUAAGGUGAUACACUCAGAGAUUAUUAAAUCAUCUGCUGAAUUUUCUUACCUUUCUGGCCUGGUAAACCAGGCCAAGAAAGGUGAGCUUGUCACCAGAUUGCGUAAGGCAUUUCAUGUAAACUUUACUGAUGUUGCAUUCACAGAGCAGUUACUUGGCCCAAGAAUGUUUCUGAAGUUAUCUAUCCAGGAACUCACAGAGUUCCUGGUGAAGAGAACUCUUCCAGAGUUCUCACCAGAUCUCAUUGAUGAGAAGUUCAUUGGUGAUAUUUCACUAGAAGCAGGUAAUUUUGUCAUCCUUGCAGUUAAGGGAGAGAAAAGAGCGGUUGCUACUGCAAAUCCAGUCCUCCACUUCUGGUCAAAGAAUGAAGCUAGCAAAAUUGUUGCUGAAUUUGUAAUGGUGAUAUCAUGCUUAUCAUCAAGUGAUGCACAAAUCAUUAACAAGAUGAACGAAGAUGAAAGGAUUAUAGAUGUUAUCUCAGAUACACAUGAUCUUCCAAUCGAGUCUUUAGCAAUGAUUAAAAACCUUGAAAGGGAGAUCUUUGAGAAAUUUGCCGAUCACGAGAGAAGAGUUUGGGGAGAACUAGAGCCUAAUGCAUUGUCUAAAUAUAAAAUGCAGCAGGAUGAACUCACAAAACUUCAUGGCUCGCUUCAAUCCCUCAAGCUUAAAAUUGAUGAGGAAAAGUCCUGUCAGGAGAAAAUACUUGUCAACAUGAGAGAAGCAAUAAUCGGUAAUGGUGGUCCAAAAUUGUACUAAACAAACUUAUCUUAAUGCACAUUAUU